Molecule: messenger RNA, 933 nt
Organism: Erinaceus europaeus (western European hedgehog)
Lineage: Eukaryota; Metazoa; Chordata; Mammalia; Eulipotyphla; Erinaceidae
Product: olfactory receptor 5W2-like
Exons: 1
Coding region: 1-933 (310 amino acids)
Biological process (GO): G protein-coupled receptor signaling pathway; sensory perception of smell
Cellular component (GO): membrane
Molecular function (GO): odorant binding; G protein-coupled receptor activity; olfactory receptor activity
Source: RefSeq, a predicted model, not a curated record
AUGGAAGUGAGAAACUGCUCCUCCAUGACUGAGUUCAUUUUCUUGGGAAUUUCCAAUCAUCCCAAGAAAAAAGUAAUCUUAUUUACCAUUAUUCUAUUCGUUUAUCUCAUUAAUCUUUUGGCAAACUUUGGUAUGAUCCUUUUAAUUAGGAUGGAGUCCCAGCUGCACACACCCAUGUACUUUUUCCUCAGUCAUCUCUCUUUCUGUGACCUCUGCUAUUCCACGGCUAUUGGACCCAAGAUGUUGGUGGAUGUCUUUGCCAAGCAUAAGUCAAUCCCCUUCUUUGGCUGUGCCCUGCAGUUCUUGGUCUUCUGUAUCUUUGCAGAUGCUGAGUGUCUACUCCUAGCCGUCAUGGCCUUUGACAGGUACAAGGCCAUUAGCAACCCCUUGCUAUACACAGCCAACAUGAACAGCAGGGUGUGUUACCUGCUCAUGGCUGGGGUUUACCUGGUGGGACUGACAGAUGCUUUGAUACACACAAGUUUAACAUUCCGCUUGUGUUUCUGUGGCUCCAAUGAGAUCAAUCAUUUCUUUUGUGAUGUGCCUCCUCUCCUGCUAAUAUCUUGCUCAGAUACACAGGUCAAUGAACUGGCAAUAUUCACCAUUUUUGGCUUCAUUGAACUGAGUACCAUCUCAGGAGUUCUUGUCUCUUACUGUUACAUUAUUCUCUCAGUCUUGAAGAUCAGCUCUGCUGAGGGAAGGUUCAAAGCCUUCUCUACCUGUACCUCCCACCUCACGGCAGUGGCCAUCUUUCAGGGAACAAUGCUCUUCAUGUAUUUCAGACCAAGUUCUGCCUACUCCCUAGAUCAAGACAAAAUGACCUCGUUGUUUUAUACACUUGUGAUUCCCAUGUUAAACCCUCUGAUUUACAGUCUCAGGAACAAGGAUGUGAAAGAUGGUCUGGAAAAAAUGAAAAAUAAAAUUUGGCUUUAA